Molecule: messenger RNA, 2691 nt
Organism: Diospyros lotus (date-plum)
Lineage: Eukaryota; Viridiplantae; Streptophyta; Magnoliopsida; Ericales; Ebenaceae
Product: PX domain-containing protein EREL1
Exons: 10
Coding region: 450-2528 (692 amino acids)
Biological process (GO): protein transport
Molecular function (GO): phosphatidylinositol binding
Source: RefSeq, a predicted model, not a curated record
CCUCCCUCUCUUGGCGGUGUGAAUAAAAAGGCCAAAAAGUGAGAGAACCGAAGCAGGGUUCCAUUUAGCCACGCCCCCCUACUCUGACCUUAUCGUGCGCCGGGUCGGGACUUUAAACGCUGCCAACGCACGAAUGGGUUUGUUUGGACUAACACCACCCAUCUCGGCCUUCCUUCGAAUCUUCUUGCUCCUCCUUUCCGAUCCGAUCACCGAAACCCUAGAAUGCUGAUCUCCGAUUCUGGAGAGGCAGAAACACAGAAUUAUUGAGCAUACAACACUCAAUUCUAGUUAGAUAGAUAAAGCGAGAGCGAUCGGAUGAUGCAGAGGCCGAGUCCUCCUAAGCACCGCCACGAUGGGAUUUCGCCGUUGCCGCUGGGCAUGGAUUGGAGCCCCCCGCCGCGGAGAUGGAAUGGGCGGGACACGAUUUGGCCGCAUGAUCCUCGUACAGGAUGGAGCUAUUGCAUCACAAUUCCUUCCUGGGUUGUCCGUCCAAAAACAAGAGAUUCAGAUCCAGUUGUGGUACUCAAAUUGCACGACUCUCCAGUACUUAUCUUUAUAAAGGGGUUCAGGUUGGCAUCCAAUCACCAGAAGGAAUUACGACUAUUCGAGGAAUUUUAAGAAGAUUUAAUGAUUUCUUGAAGUUAUUUACUGUACUCAAAAGAGCAUUUCCUAAGAAGAAUAUCCCUCCAACUCCACCCAAGGGGUUCUUGCGGAUAAAAAGUAGGGCGCUGUUAGAAGAGAGACGAUGCUAUCUGGAGGAGUGGAUGACAAAGUUACUAUCAGACAUUGAUUUGUCAAGAAGUGCCACAGUUGCAUCCUUCCUUGAACUUGAAGCUGCUGCCAGAUCUUCAUUUCAAGAUGAAAAUGAAAAAAAAUCAGAAGCAAAUCCUUCCACGAAUGGCACAGUUUCUCCGCUUCAAGUACAUCCCAAUCCAAGCCUCUCAGUCUUAGCUGGUAGUACAUCAGCUGCGUCAGAUUAUGGUAGUGAUACUGCUUAUGAAACAUCUGAGAUUGGAACGCCAAACUUCAGAAGGGAUAAUAGUUCUGAAGGUGGUACAGAGGAUCUGUCACUAGAUGAAGAUUUGUCUAGUCCAAUAGAAAAGCUCAUAAAGUAUGGCAUGUCCAAUAUUGAUGAAGGCUUGUUUAUGGGGGAGGCUAUUUUGGAGCAGCUUGAGGGUUUACCUAGGCAUAAACAGCAUACCAGAGAGAGUAAUAGUGUCAUAGGGCAUUGUGCAGAUAAUGGAAAUACUUCUAAAACUGCUUAUCUUGCUGAUGAUAGGAUUGAACGUUUUUCUGAACCUGAACAUAAGGUAAUUAGCCAUGCUCGAAAGCUCUCAACUGAAAGUGCCGGAAGCGACACAAGCUCUUUAAGAGGUAGUGAGUUGUCAAAUUCUGGAUUCCACAAGUCGGAGGUGCCAGUUGGCCCUCUUGGAGGUCCUGAGGUUUCAAAAACAAUGGCAGUUCUUGACGAUGCAGAGCUCCAGUUAAGUGAUGUACAGUUAGUUCUUCCAUUGGAUCAACGCCCCAAAAUGAACAGGGUUCUUAUGUCCAUGCAGCGGAGACUUGUCACAGCUAAAACAGAUAUGGAGGAUCUUAUAUCCAGAUUAAAUCAAGAAAUAGCUGCAAAAGAUUAUCUUGCAACAAAGGUCAAGGAUUUGGAAGUGGAACUUGAAACUAUUAAGCAGAAAAGUAAGGAAAACCUUCAGCAGGCUAUUUUGACUGAAAGAGAACGAGUUACCCAAAUGCAGUGGGAUAUGGAGGAACUUCGGCAAAAGUCAUUAGAAAUGGAGUUGAAAUUGAAGUCACAACAGAAAGAAAAGUCAGAUACAGAACCGGCAAUUAAUUCUCUCACUUGGGAAAAAAGUGCACUGCAAGAGUUGGAUGUGACCAAAAAGCAGCUUGAGGAUUUUCUGAAGCAACACAAAGAUCUAGAAGUUAAAUCAAAAGCAGAUAUUAAAGUUCUUGUUAAAGAGGUUAAAGCUCUCAGGAGGUCUCAAGCAGAACUACAGAAGGACCUUGACCAAUCACUGAAGGAGAAAUCUGAGGCAGAGAGAUUCCUUCAGAUGGAAAAGCAGCGUGGGGAAUAUGCCAAUAUUGCUACUCAAAAUCUGCUACAUGAAUGCAGCAUUCUUCAUAACCGGCUUCAGGAGUGCACCAUUAAUUUUGUCAUUGAAAAUGGAGAUAAGGUAGUGGUGGAUUCUUCAUCACUAUCAGAUGCCUUGGAUCUCCUGGUCACAUCCGACAACCAAAUUGCGGUCCUCCUUGCAGAGGUAGAAUUUUUAGUCCAAGGCAGCGGCGAGAAGACAAAUCCGCUAGAUGAGGAAUUGAGGAAGAUGCUGAAAGAUAUUUUCACCGAUAAUGCAAGGCUGAGAAAACAGGUCAACUCUGUUCUCGUUUGUGCUCUCAAAAUGGGCACUCAAGCUGAGAAAGAUGAUAAAGCCGAUUCCUCAAGAAACAUUCAAUCCGAGGAAGAUGCCGAAGCCGAUCCUUCAAAAACAGCCGUACAAACUACCGUUAUAGAUAGAUGAAAUUAGGUGUGAAUAAUGUAAAUUUUGUCUUAUAGGGUACAAGUGCUAGUGAUUAGUCAUUUACGCUCCAGGAUCAUGAUAUUCCUAAUUUGCUGAACUUGUCCAUGUUAUCAAUGCAGCUACACAAUACGAGAUGUCUGGUAGAAGGGCCCUUCAAAUCAAA